AAACACUUUAUAGAUCCCUCAAUCCACCACUCUUCCCAAACGAACCCAACCAAAAUAAGAACAAAAGGGUUUUAUAUGGUGGAAGCCGUCGCAGCUAGGUCCAUCCUCCGCUCGGCCUCCACCUCCGUCAAAUCAUCGGUGAGUAGAAUCUCCUCCGGUGCUAAACCUAGUUCUACCGGUGCAACACAUUCUCCCUUCCGCAUCCGCACUCAAAAGCCCCAAUCUCGUCGCAUUUUCAGACAAAAGAAAAUAGAGGAAAGUGAAGGUUCUGGAGAAAAUGAGAAUUUGAUGUUAUGGAAUAAAGAUAAAGAACUAAAGAAUAUGAAUUUUGAGGUUGAUCACAAAGUUGAAAAGUCAAUGGCAGCUGUACAAUAUGAGAAAUUAGAGGCAGUAAACUAUCAUCUUCUUCAUAUAAAUAACCUUUGA
Messenger RNA from Lactuca virosa, 426 nucleotides. Lineage: Eukaryota; Viridiplantae; Streptophyta; Magnoliopsida; Asterales; Asteraceae. The record is from the annotation of a GenBank genome assembly.